AUGAACAGCAAUACCACAUACAACGUGCACAGAGAUGUGCCCGAUAGCGCAGGCACGUCCACCGCCUACCUGUGUGGGGUCAAGACCAACAUGAGGACCAUUGGUGUAAGUGCAGCCGCCCGCUUCGACCAGUGCAACACGACACGUGGGAAUGAGGUCACAUCUGUGAUGAACCGGGCCAAGAAAGCAAGGAAGUCAGUGGGAGUGGUGACCACCACCAGGGUGCAGGACGCCUCCCCAGCCGGGGCCUACCGGCACACUGUGAAUCGAGACUGGUUCUCUGAUGCCAACCUGCCUGCCGAUGCUCAGCCCUAUGGCUGCCGGGACAUCGCCACUCAGCUCGUCUACAACAUGGACAUUGAUGUGAUCCUGGGUGGAGGCCGAAAGUACAUGUUUCCUGAGGGGACCCCAGACCCUGAAUACCCAGAUGAGAAUGGAGUCCGGAAGAAGAAGCGGAACCCGGUGCAGGAGUGGCAGGCCAAGCACCAGGGAGCCCACUAUGUGUGGAACCGCACAGCGCUCCUUCAGGCAGCCAGUGACUCCAGUGUAACACACCUCAUGGGCCUCUUUCAGCCAGGAGAAAUGGCCUAUGAACUCUUCCGAGACCACACCACGGACCCAUCCCUGGAGGAGAUGACGGAGGCAGCCCUGCGUGUGCUGAGCAGAAACCCUCGGGGCUUCUUCCUCUUCGUGGAGGGAGGCCGCACUGACCAUGGACAUCAUGCCAACAUAGCUUAUCGGGCGCUGUAUCGGGCGCUGAAUGAGACGAUCAUGUUCGACAACGCCAUCGCCAAGGCUAGCCAGCUCACCAGUGAAGCAGACACACUGACCCUCGUCACCGCCGACCACUCCCAUGUCUUCACUUUCGGUGGCUACCCACUUCGUUGAACCUCCAUUUUCGGGCUGGCUGAUGGCAAGGCCGGAGAUGGCAAGUCCUAUACCUCCCUUCUCUAUGGCAACGGCCCGGGAUACCGGCUGUACAUGGGCUCACGACCCGAUGUGAAUGAAAAGCAGAGCAUGGACCCCAAGUACCAGCAGCAAGCCGCAGUGCCCCUAGGGAGCGAAACCCACGCUGGUGAGGACGUGGCAGUGUUUGCACGAGGCCCGUGGGCACACCUGAUGCACGGCGUGCAGGAGCAGACCUUCGUGGCGCAUGUCAUGGCCUUUGCUGCCUGCGUGGAGCCCUACACCACCGACUGCAACCCUCAGCCCCCCAGCGGUCCCUCGGACGCUGCCCACCAGGCUGCCUGCCCAUCCUCACUGACACUGCUGGCCGGGGCCCUACUGCUGCUGCUGGUGCCCACCCUGCACUGA
Messenger RNA from Capra hircus (goat), 1314 nucleotides. Its product is annotated as intestinal-type alkaline phosphatase-like. Gene Ontology annotation, biological process: dephosphorylation. Gene Ontology annotation, molecular function: alkaline phosphatase activity. NCBI's taxonomy places the organism in Eukaryota, Metazoa, Chordata, Mammalia, Artiodactyla, Bovidae. The transcript is spliced from 2 exons. The record is from RefSeq and is a predicted model, not a curated record. Gene Ontology annotation, cellular component: plasma membrane.